Messenger RNA from Haliotis rubra (blacklip abalone), 2539 nucleotides. RefSeq names its product sororin-B-like. Lineage: Eukaryota; Metazoa; Mollusca; Gastropoda; Lepetellida; Haliotidae. The record is from RefSeq and is a predicted model, not a curated record.
CUCAUUGGCACGAUGUGAUUGGUUCCUCUUUGAACGGAGGCCCGCCAAGUUGGAAAACAGAAGAAGAUAGAAGCUCACCAAGGGAAACAAAUAUAUUCAUUAUGGCGCCUAAGCGCGGUAAUAGACGAGUCCGAUCCAGCGAAACAGUCAUGUUAUCAGAAAGUUCUAGUGGAAGUGAUUCAGAGAAAAAGCAGAAGAAAUGUACAGUGAACAACAGCAAGAGAAGAUCAAGACGACUUAAGAAACAAGACUCAGAUUCUUGCACUUCGAUUGAUUCUGCCUAUGAUGGAGAUGGAGAGACAACAAACAGCACCAUGGAGUCCUCCAGCAGCUCCGACCAGACUAUGUCUUCUCCCAGCAGUGACAUGUACGACUUUGACGAAAAUGACAACCCACCGGGUAGAGGCAUCCUCUCACCCAAACAAUCAAAGGUCAAGAAGAAAACAUCUAAACGAAUACAAGCCUCCAACAAAAAGUCAAGCUCUUCUAAAGCUAGUAAACCACGUAAGCUAUCUCCUAAAAUGGAAAGUGUUUCAGUGACUCCUGUUGUAAGUAAAGGAAAGUCGGAUGCCGAGAAUAAGCCCAGUAGGCGCCCCAAGGGCAUGAAGACACCAGGAGUGUCGCCCAUACUCUCUGCUAGUCGCCUUGAUUCCAGUAUGAACAGUUCUGUGGAGAACAGGGGUAAGAGGAAGAUGUCAGGUUCAACCCCACAUGUCACACCACAGAUAAGUUCAAAGAGCAAGAAUCCAAGAAUUGAUUCUAUAAAGAAUGACAGCGGAUGUUUUAUUUCUCCACCACCCAUGAAAGUGCCCCGACUCAUAGCCAAAGACACUUCUACACCUAGUAACAUGAAGGACGAUAUUCGGGUUGGUGUUAAGGACAAGUGUUUUGGCUUUGACUCCCUUGGUUCGCCAGCUCAUGGGAUCUCUACGUCAGACUAUGGGUCAGCAGUGAUGGAUUUGUCCCAAAUCUCAAUGGAUGACACAGCUCCAAGUGUGGAGAAAGACUUUGAGGUGACAAUGUUCUCGGGAGCCAGAGAUGCGCCAGAUCCAGAAAUGAUGCUGAAUAAGAGCUUAACAAUUUCCUAUAAACCCACUAAGCAAAAGAGACCAAAGGGACGUUACUCUAUCAGCAAGGUUGAUGCCUGGGCAGAGAAGAUGAACCAGGAGUUUGAUGAUGCAGAGCACUUUGAACUGAGCAUAGAAGGUUAACACCACUUGAGCACUGACACACUGACACUGCUGUGUAUAUGACAAGAUAUUUUUGAACUUAGAAAUGUUUCUCCAAAUUCAAUGUACACUUAGAGAACAAAAUGAAAAAAAUGCAAUUUGCAAAGGAGUUAUUCAUUGCUCUACAAAACAAAUUAAGAUUAUAAACUUCGAACUCCAAGAUUAUGCAACCAGUUAACAGUAAAACAUGCUAAACUCACCCAAUGAAUAACCUGUUCAGACUAGAAGAUCCAAUGUAAGGAGAAAAACAUAAAAUGUCUUUUCUUUUUCCUCUACCCCAUCUAGAAACAUGGAUUUUAAUCAUAAAAUAUCCAUUAACAGUGUAAUAAGAAUUUUUGAAAUGACAUGUUUGGGGGUAGUUUGGUUUGAAUCUUAGCGAUCCCCGAUCUACAUCCUCUAUUGUUAUAAUUAACCGUGAUAAGGACCACCUUCAUGCUUGGUACCAGUCAAGAGUUGCAGCCUUUUUUUCAGCAGCAGUGUUUUGAGCAUCAUGUGCAAGGCCAUUUGUUCAUGUUAGAUUUAGAAUGCAAUGUUAGAUCAUUGUGUGAGGAAGACUGUUUUCGUUGUAUUAUACUAUUUAUUCCAUCUGAUGAAUGUGUGCAUCAAUUUCAUGAUAACAAACUUGUCUAAAUAUUUGAAAGCUGUUUUAGAACAUAUCAGUAUGUCAAUGUUUGGGGGUGGACAUGUUGACUUUAAGGUCAUAUUUGACAUCUGUAUAUCAGGGUUUCCACAAGACCUAUUUUCCAGUCUUGGAAAAAUCAUGGAUUUAAAAAAAGGAUGAAAUCAUGGAAUAAUCUAUAUAUUAAUAUAUAUAUAAAUAAUAAUCUUAUAAGCCAAGAAAUAUGGUACUGUAACUGGACUAUAUCAACAGUAGUUAAAGUAAGUGUUAGUAUGCAGUGUGUCUGCAGUUUAUACUGUAAGAUAUUGAACCAUUAUUGAUUUUAAUGACAUGUUUUAUUAUUGGAUAUAUGUCAGUAGUGAGUGAGUGAGUUUAGAUUUACUCCGCUUUCAGCAAUAUUCCAGCAAUACCAAAGCAGGGAACACCAGAAAUGGGCUUCACUCAUUGAAGUCAUGGGGGGAAUCGAACCUGGGUCUUUGGCGUGACGAACGAACAAUUUAAUCACUCGGCUACCCCACUGCCCUGAAAUACCUCUUGUUAAGUACAAGUUUAAAGGGAGAAAAUGGUAGAUUUAUUGAUGUUAUAUGAAUGUGAGGAAUGGAACCCGGGUCUUCAGCAUGACGAGCGAAUGCUUUAACCACUGGGCUACCCCAUCACCCCUAUAUGUCAAUAAGGAUAGUUAAAGAGUAAA